UGUAAGUGCAAAGGGCGAAUUCACACUCAAGAUGAUAAUAUCAUUCUUGAAAAAUCUCACGGGCAUCCUCCAAAUGCUGGCAAAAUUACAGCGAAAGAGAUUAUGAGUUCAAUUAAAGAGCGUGCGGUAACAACGCAAGAAUCGACACAUUCUUUAGCAGCAGUUGGUACAAUUGGUCUUCCUUGUGCUGUUUCGGGGCAUAUACCACCAGUGGAAAAUAUUAAAAAAAUUAUCAGAUAUGCUCGACACGGAGAAAUGCCAUUGCAUAAUCCUAGAUGUCUUGAAGAAUUAGUAAUCCCAGAACAGUUUUCAAAAACACUAAAAGAAGAGAAAUUUUUGCUGUAUGACAGUGGAGUGCAGACAGACAGAAUUCUAAUUUUUUCGACCCUCAGAAAUCUGGACUUCAUGGCUGAAUGUCCGAACUGGUUUGCUGAUGGAACUUUUAAAGCAACACCACCGCUUUUCAGUCAGAUUUAUACAAUCCAUGGUGUUAAAUAUGAUAAUGUGAUACCUUCAGUGUAUGUAUUAAUGCCAAACAAACGCGAAGAAACAUACAAUAGAGUGUUUACGGUGAUAAAAUCUUUGAAACCGAAUCUGCAGCCCAAAACUGUAAUGACUGAUUUUGAAAAGGCUGCCAUAAAUGCCUUUAAAAAUUCCUUUCCGAAUAUCAUUCAGAGAGGAUGUUUUUUUCAUUUAAGUCAGUGUGUGUAUAGAAAGAUUCAGUCUGCAGGUUUGCAAAGUAAAUAUGAAACUGAUCCGAAUUUCGUUUUGGAAAUCUCUCAACUUGCAGCUUUGGCUUUCGUUCCUACUUCAGAUGUCAUUGAAGCAUUUGAACAAUUAAUAUCAUCUACUUAUUUUGUAAAUAAUAUGAACAUCAUUCAGCCAAUCAUAAAUUAUUUUGAAGACACAUGGAUUGGUAGAUUUACUCGUCGUGGACAACGUCGCAGACCAGUGUUUGACAUCUCUCUUUGGAACUGUUAUGAUGCUGUAAAAGAUAAAGUUCCAAGGACAAAUAAUGCGGUUGAAGGAUGGCAUCGCAGAUUCAACGAACUUAUGAACGGAUGCCAUCCAACAAUCUGGAAAUUUAUUGAUUGCUUAAAAAGGAACAAAAUUUAA
This is a messenger RNA of Stegodyphus dumicola, 1116 nucleotides long. RefSeq lists its product as uncharacterized. The record is from RefSeq and is a predicted model, not a curated record. NCBI's taxonomy places the organism in Eukaryota, Metazoa, Arthropoda, Arachnida, Araneae, Eresidae.